AUGGAUGCUAGUACCGAAAAUGUUAUUGUGGCAGAUAUACAGAGGGCGUUUCGAUGGUUUCACAACAACAGAAGGUGUGGUGAUGGAAGUGUUAUUAUAGGCAGUUCGCACAUCAAUCAGGUGUACUUUUUUAAAGGUAGGAAGAUUCUACAGUCAGUUGGACCAGAAAUACCAGUUUAUCAAAUAGAUCGACUUCAGAGACUCCAAAACCAGGCUGCUCGGGUAGUAAUGAAUGUGUAUGACCAACCUAGUGCUGAUCUCAGAAAAUCUCUACAUGGGUUACCAGUCAAGGCACGGAUUAUGUUUAAAGUAAUUCUUAUUGUUUUCCGAGUAAUACAAGGAACAGCUCCAACGUAUCUCCUAACUUUGUUUAAUUGUGUGAGAAGAAAAUACAGUCUAAGAUCAGCUGCUGAUGACACUUGUUCACAGUUUGUUGUGCCAAGACGCAGGACCAGACUUGGUGACAGAUCUAUUUCUGUUAUGGGACCUAAAUGGUGGAACGCCCUACCAAAAGACUUAAAGUGCAUUGCAUCGGAAAUUGCAUUCAGAAAAAGACUGAAAGCACACCUCUUUGAACAAUUUUAUAGAUAA
Molecule: messenger RNA, 591 nt
Organism: Ruditapes philippinarum (Manila clam)
Lineage: Eukaryota; Metazoa; Mollusca; Bivalvia; Venerida; Veneridae
Exons: 3
Coding region: 1-591 (196 amino acids)
Source: RefSeq, a predicted model, not a curated record